CGACUCCACGAGGGGAUUCGUUGCUGCGUCUGUGGCUCCCCCUUUCUUGCGAGCGUUCUGAGCCUCUCUUCACAACAGCCAUCCCCGUCGCCUCAGGAAGACUACCGCAAGAUCCACAAUGACUGCUGCCGUUGCCAAGAAAGCCGUGAGAUGGCACAAGCUCCCCUACACCAAGUUCCUCGCGCACGAGUCCAAGCGUGAGCACUUCCAGCCUUUCCUCAUCGCCGGAGUUGCCGCUUGGGUGAUCUGCGGCAUCCUCCCCACGCGUGGCGCCACCCAGGAGGAUAAGGAGAAGAGCAACUACUGGAAGCGCGUCAACGGCAAGUUCGACUACAGCCACCACUAGGCGCCUACUGAAUGAGCGGGGUCUGCACGUAGGUUAACGGCUCGGAGAUGCCGUAGACAGGUGCAGCAGGCAAGAGAAGAUGAUGGUCGAGUAUUUGUAUCGACGAGGAUACUCAUUGGGCUGCGUAUCUGGCUUACGACGCUUCGUCUGUGGUCACAGCGUUGUCUACGCGACAAUUGAUUCAAACCCCACAAGAAAUACACCUAAUGCGUGCAUUUUCUUGCUACUUGGAGUGUUUAUUUGCGUCGUUGCUCUUGUGGAUAUCUUAUAGGAUAUCUCGCUGCAUUGAGCGCGUCUAGCAAGGUUGUCGAGUGCUUGAAGUGACCAAAGAGACAACUAUCCAGAGGACGGAGAUAGGUAACAUCUCAAACACUUGAAUCUAUCCUAUAUUACCACGGGUCCCGUGGUUAUCCAGCUAUGCCACGAGAUCAUUAGAGAAAGUGUUUGAUUACCUCGAUAUGUCCACAAUUGCGUCGACAAGUUGAUGUUGAUAACCACGGAUAAGCUUUCGACGUCAGCACCAGAUGUGAAAAAAAAAUGCUCGCCCUUCCGGGUCCUCCUGUUUAGGUACGAGAGCUUUCUGCUUGCACAUAGUGGACGUACGUAGUAGUACUUCGUAUUUUUUGCGUAGCGUCCGCAACAUGAAUCCGUUCCUGCAGACCAGAGUUUCUGUAGUCGGAUACACUAUCUCAGCAGGAGAAAACAAACAACAAAGCUGGUCUGAAUUAGG
Molecule: messenger RNA, 1076 nt
Organism: Phytophthora nicotianae INRA-310
Lineage: Eukaryota; Oomycota; Peronosporomycetes; Peronosporales; Peronosporaceae
Exons: 2
Coding region: 119-346 (75 amino acids)
Source: RefSeq, a predicted model, not a curated record